AUACCCUUAAAUAAUUAAAAUUGAAUUUAAACUUCAUUAAAUCAGUUUAAAGCAAAUGAAGAGGGCUCAGUUGCUGCACUGUAUUUGGGUUUUCUGACCCCCUACUGCAAGUCCAGACUGCGCCCCUGGCGGCGGCAACAACAACCACAUGGGCGGCGAUAAAAAAAGUCGCCGCUGGCAGAAGCUUCGGGCUCAGAUUGUUGUUUACGUGUCGCCCGGUCCGGUGUGAAGUGGAGUCGUCUUCUCUGCCGCUGCUCUUCUGGCCAAAGCCAAGCCACAGCCACUGUCACAGCCACAGCCACAGGCAAAGCAAAUCGCACGGAACGAACCGCCGAACGGAAGAGCCCGCCGCCGACUGAUCUUGGCCAGAAACCGAGUCCACACCGCACACACGCACAUUGUGUAGCCAAGCAACUCCGGCAUUUGUUUGCCUUUGGUUAUUAUUGGUUUUCGAGUUGGGGAGACAAAGGCAAGGGAGUUUGACGCCGAGCAGCAUGAAUAUACACAUGAACGCCAAUACCCUGAAGUACAUCAGCCUGCUGACGCUGACCCUGCAGAAUGCGAUCCUGGGCCUCAGCAUGCGGUAUGCCCGCACCCGACCUGGCGACAUCUUCCUCAGCUCCACGGCCGUGCUGAUGGCCGAGUUCGCCAAGCUGAUCACGUGCCUGUUCCUGGUCUUCAACGAGGAGGGCAAGGAUGCCCAGAAGUUCGUGCGCUCGCUGCACAAGACCAUCAUCGCCAAUCCCAUGGACACGUUGAAGGUGUGCGUGCCCUCGCUGGUGUACAUCGUGCAGAACAACCUGCUGUACGUGUCCGCCUCCCACUUGGAUGCGGCCACCUACCAGGUGACGUACCAGCUGAAGAUCCUCACCACGGCCAUGUUCGCGGUGGUCAUCCUGCGCCGCAAGCUGCUUAACACCCAGUGGGGUGCGCUGCUGCUCCUGGUGAUGGGCAUUGUCAUGGUGCAGUUGGCCCAAACUGAGGGACCAUCGAGUGGCUCAGCCGGUGGAGCUGCGGCGGCAGCCACGGCCGCCUCCUCGGGCGGAGCACCGGAGCAGAACAGGAUGCUGGGCCUGUGGGCCGCACUGGGCGCCUGUUUCCUCUCCGGCUUCGCGGGCAUCUACUUCGAGAAGAUCCUCAAGGGCGCCGAGAUCUCCGUGUGGAUGAGGAACGUUCAGCUGAGUCUGCUCAGCAUUCCCUUCGGCCUGAUCACCUGCUUCGUGAACGACGGCAGCCGGAUCUUCGAUCGGGGCUUCUUCCACGGCUACGAUCUGUUCGUCUGGUACCUCGCUCUGCUGCAGGCCGGCGGCGGUUUGAUUGUGGCCGUGGUGGUCAAGUACGCGGACAACAUUCUGAAGGGCUUCGCCACCUCGCUGGCCAUCAUCAUCUCGUGCGUGGCCUCCAUCUACAUCUUCGACUUCAAUCUCACGCUGCAGUUCAGCUUCGGCGCUGGCCUGGUCAUCGCCUCCAUCUUCCUGUACGGCUACGAUCCGGCCAAAUCGGCGCCAAAGUCCAGCAUGCAGGGCCCCGGCGGCGACGAGGAGAAGCUGCUGCCACGCGUCUAGCUCUGGAGGAAUCUGGAGCUGUCAACAGUAUUUGUCUACAACCCGGAGGCCGUACGAUGAUUGCAUCUUAUGUUCUUGAUAUUCCCCACGUGUUGUGUGUAUAUAUGUUAGGGCGGAUAUUUAUGUCUGGACAAUUCGUAGCACUUUCCCCUGGAAACGAUAGUUCUAGUGUAAAUCGAACGAGAAACGUUAAAAAUACUUAAUUAUUUAUGUAACUUAAAUAUACAUAGGGUAUUCAAUAGCUAACGUAAAGUAUAGAUUAUGGAAUGAUCAACUCGAAGUGCACGUUUUUGUAUAUCAUUUUGGUUGUUACUCUAUAAAAGCAAAGGAAUACCGAAACCCUUUACCGGACAUAUUUUCAUUACCUAUCCUUUUGUAAAUAUCAACUUGCAGUUGAUUAGAUUGAGAGUCCAUAACAAAUUAUAGUCUUAAUGGUACACCUCAGUUUUGGACAAUUCCCCGCAGUAUAUUUACAUUAUUUUAACAAAAAAUAUCUUUAUUCCAGCUCUAAAUCACUUGGAUGUUAUUAGAAACAGCUUCGAAUUGCCCAAAAAGAUUUUUUGCACCACUUUACUAUUUUAUUUAAUGUGCAAUUAUUUAUGAUCACCUUGUUUACUUUACUAAAGUCUAAUUACUCGCCAAGCGUUAUAAAUAUGUUUCCAUAUCAAGUCAACGCAACUCUCAACAUUUUGUCAUUUUGUUUAAAUAAAAAUAAGACAAAUA
Messenger RNA from Drosophila biarmipes, 2288 nucleotides. It is a transcript of the gene Ugalt, whose product is annotated as UDP-N-acetylglucosamine transporter. Bases 495 to 1565 code for a protein of 356 amino acids. The transcript has 3 exons. NCBI's taxonomy places the organism in Eukaryota, Metazoa, Arthropoda, Insecta, Diptera, Drosophilidae. Gene Ontology annotation, molecular function: UDP-galactose transmembrane transporter activity. Gene Ontology annotation, cellular component: Golgi membrane. Gene Ontology annotation, biological process: pyrimidine nucleotide-sugar transmembrane transport. The record is from RefSeq and is a predicted model, not a curated record.